AGAUGCGCAGGGCAUACUCUGGAAAUACAAGGAGUGCACAAGGCAUGGAUGAUUCAGCCGUCAUGUCGAAUGGUAUGCAGAAACAACUAAAGCAAACAACGUCGGACCUUGACCCAGAAUCUUUUACAUGGUUGAAGCAAUUUUCCUACAGCGAGAACCUGGCAGCCUUAAAUCAUGUGCAAUUCCGAAGGCCCACAAGCGAUGACGACCAAUACCUCGACGUCGGUUGCGGACCAGGUAACUUUCUCGCAGAGAAGCUGCUACCACGUCUGCGGCCCUUCGCUCGUGUCAUCUCCACGGAUAUAUCCGAAGACAUGAUUGUAUACGCCCAAAACCACCACAUGGAGCCUAAAGUUUGUUUCGAGGUCUUGGACAUAGAGAACGGAGAUGUUCAAUUCAUCGUCGACAAAUACGGGCUCUUCGACCGCGUCUUCUCUUUCCUGACUUUUCACUACGUUUGGGACUUGCACAAAGCCUACCGCAACAUCAGUCGACUGCUCAAGGAUGGCGGAGAAUGCCUCGUUGUCUACUUUACGAGGACUGGUAUCACAGACGUCUGGCACCGAAUAUACCAAAAGGAAGAGUGGCAAUCCCACAUGCCGGACCUGAGCUCGAUGUUCGCGGAGCGCUACUGCUUCGACGAACCGGUGGACGAAGAGAAGCUUGCUGCCCUGGAGAAAAGCGCCGUCACGGCGGCAGGCCUGGAAUUGGUCACGUGCCGGAAUUACUCCAGCACGUGGACGUUCCCCACUGCUGACAUCUGUCUCGAUGCAUACGUGCCGUUCUUCAAGCUGGACGCCAGGGUGCCGGACGAAAAACGUGCCCCUUUUUGGAACACUUGGAGAACUGCACUACAUGAGGCGUCCAACUCAAACUCCGGCGGCAUCAGCCUCAAUUGUGAUGUCCUGGUCGCGCACUCGCAGAAGCCUCCAGCUCCCAUUUAGACAAUGCAUUCCGUGCGUGCAGUCUUCGCAGCUUUCAACUGCUUGUGCUUCAUUUAAUUGUCUGCACAGUGGUGACUAGAAUUCGCAGUGAUGGGAACGUGCUUCCGUGAAUAA
Molecule: messenger RNA, 1058 nt
Organism: Dermacentor silvarum
Lineage: Eukaryota; Metazoa; Arthropoda; Arachnida; Ixodida; Ixodidae
Exons: 3
Coding region: 3-944 (313 amino acids)
Source: RefSeq, a predicted model, not a curated record